Messenger RNA from Dictyostelium discoideum AX4, 1815 nucleotides. It is a transcript of the gene ncfA, whose product is annotated as p67-like superoxide-generating NADPH oxidase. The record is from RefSeq and is a predicted model, not a curated record. The transcript has a single exon. Lineage: Eukaryota; Evosea; Eumycetozoa; Dictyosteliales; Dictyosteliaceae. Bases 1 to 1815 code for a protein of 604 amino acids.
AUGUUAAAACAAACUAUUAAAAAAUGGAAUCAAUCAAUUGAACGAUAUGAGAGCGGUAAUGUUGGAGAAGCAUUAACUAUUUUAACAUCAAUUGAACAAAGUACAUCAAAGAUAAAUUAUAAUAUUGGUGUUAUGUAUAUAAAGAGUAAUAAUUUUAGAAAUGCAAUUGAAUAUUUCAAUCGAUCAGUUGAACAAGAUAAAUAUUUAGCAUCAUCCUAUUAUAUGAGAGCUAUCGCUCAUCAUAUGAAUGGAGAGUUAAAUCAUGCAAUUGUGGACUACGAUGAGACCAUAUCAAAACUCAGAGGUCAUGAAUACAUUGACUACAAACAAUUGGGAUUAGAUCAUAAAUUAUUAUUAGCUGAAGUACUUUUCAAUAAAGCAUUAGCAUUGGGUAGAGCCGGUUCGUCAGUUGCAUUACAAGCCACUCAAUGUUUUUCACAACCAUCUGAUUCACAAGAAUUUAAGAAUCAAUGUAAAAAAAUUCAAGAUGGUUCACAAUUAAAUUUUUCAACUAGACCAAUUCCAUUAUCAUUAUUAUUUAAACCACCAAAAGUUUCAGAUGCCCCACAAAAACAACGUUCUGCAACAACUUCUUCAAUUCAAUCUUCAUCUCCUUCCACACCAAUGUCAUCAUCACCACCAUCAUAUAUUUUAAAAGGACCAUCAUCGCCACCAUCAUCAUCUUCACCAUCAUCAUCUUCACCAUCACUGUCAUCCUCUUCUUCACCAAAAUUACCACCAACACCCAAACCAUCAUUUGGAUCAUCACCACCACCAUCAUCGUCAUCGUCAUCAUCAUCAUCAUCAUCAUCAUCAUCAUCAUCGAUAUCUCCAUUGACAAAUAAAACAUUACCACCGAAACCACCACCACUUCCAUCAAAGAAAUUACCAUCAAGACCAAUUAGUUGUGUGAUUCAAGAUGUUAAAAUUACAUUAAAAGUAUUUUAUAAAGAUAGACGUUUAAUUCAAAUUCCAGUACCAUGUAAUUUAUCAACCUUUAUACAAAAGAUUGAAUUAAAAUUUGAAAUUACAAUCUCUGAUAAAUUUUCACUUUCAUUUCAAUUGGAUGGUGAAGAAAAUGAAAUCAAUUCACAAGUUCAAUUAGAUAAAAUGAUUUGUAUGGAAAUUAAUGAAAUUAAUGUUAAAGAUAUUAUACCAUCACCAUCACCAUCACCAUCACCAUCACCAGAUAAAACUAAUAAUAGUACAUCAUCAUAUUCAUCAUCAUCAUCAUCAUCAUCAUCAUCAUCAUCAUCAUCAUCAUCAUCAUCAUAUGAUAAUAAACCAAAAUCAUCAUUUAUACCAAAAACUACAACUAGACCUAUUUUACCACCAACAACAACAACAACCACAAGCACUAGUAAUAAUUUUAAUAGGAAUGCAACAUUACCCAAAAAAUUUGGAUCAACACCAUCAUCACCUUCAUUCUCAUCUCCAUCAUCAUCAUCUAGUGGUGGCGGUGGUGGUCCACCAAUUCCAACUAGAGGUUCACCAUCAAUAUCUUUAUUAAAACAACAAAAUCAAACACAAUCUAUUAAUAUUCCACCAAAGGUACCAACUUCAUCAAGACCAAAAAUGACACAAUCUCAUUCACCACCAUCUUCUUCACCCUUAUCUUCUUAUUCAACUAGUUUCCAAUCAGUUUCAUCACCAUCUUUAUCCUCUUCAUAUAAUGGUAGCACUAGUAGCUAUGGUGGUUUUAGUUCAUCAAGACCACCACCCACACCAUAUCCUUAUCAAGUACUCUAUACUGAUAGUAAUGAAAAAUAUUAUUUAAAUACAGAAACUAAUGAAACAUUUUGGGAAUUACCUUAA